Molecule: messenger RNA, 1032 nt
Organism: Prunus dulcis (almond)
Lineage: Eukaryota; Viridiplantae; Streptophyta; Magnoliopsida; Rosales; Rosaceae
Exons: 3
Coding region: 273-845 (190 amino acids)
Source: RefSeq, a predicted model, not a curated record
CCCUUGCUCUUUCAUCUUCGGUCUCUCUCUAAUUAUCGAACCCAAGACCGCGUUUCCUUACCUGCCGUACCGUGCUGCCGAAGUCAGCCGUCACGAAGAGCUCACUGCCCCAAACCCCACCGGGUAAAAGAGCUUCCUGCUUUUAGGAGCAACUCAAGAAUUAUUCUGAAUUUCAACAAUUUAUUAUAGUUGUUGUCACUUGGUCUGUGUGGAUCCUCAAAAGAGAGGCAUACUUGUACAAUAAGCCUGAAAAGGGGGGUUUUUUAGCAGCCAUGGGGGCUAUUUGGUCCUCCGAUACAAGUCCUGACUCGCUAUCAUCUGACUCAACGAUUCCCACUGAUUCUCAUAAGGCAGACUCACCACCAGAUUCAUCAAAUCCCAACUUGUCCAAUUCAGAUUCUAAAACCCCAGAAGACCAAACUCCAAAACAUACUGUAGAUCACCAAUUGGAUACCAAAACUCUAGAAGAAGAGAAGCAUCAGGAAGAUGAAGGCGCAUUGGAAAAAGAAGAAGAGCAAGAGGAGGGAGAAUGUGGCUUUUGCUUGUUCAUGAAAGCUGGUGGGUGCAGGGAGAGUUUCAUAGCUUGGGAAAAGUGCGCAGCGGAGUCUCAGAUGAACGAGGAGGAUGUUGCUGAAAAGUGCUUUGAGGUCACCGCGGCCUUGAAGAAGUGUAUGCAGGCUCAUCCAGAUCACUAUGCGCCCAUAUCGAGGCUUGAGAAAGCAGCUCAGGAGGAGACAGUUAAAGACAGUUCGGAAGAAGAAAAGGCUUCAAAGAGCUCGGAGCAAAAUGCCACUUUGAUCCAUUCGAACCAGCAUGGGAAUUCUAGUGAAAAGCGAGACAGUUAAAGACACUUUGAGAUUUGCCCUGUCAAUUUAUUUAUUUAUUGAUAGGAGCCUUGUCAAUUGAAAUACUACUACGAUCUGUACAUUUUCUCAUCUAUUUCCUAGCAUGGGCGGUAAAUGAGAUUUCUUAAACUCCACAUUUUGGAACUGCUUUUCGUUGCUGAUAUGAGACUGUGGUUAGAGCCAUUGA